Molecule: messenger RNA, 1314 nt
Organism: Saccharomycodes ludwigii
Lineage: Eukaryota; Fungi; Ascomycota; Saccharomycetes; Saccharomycodales; Saccharomycodaceae
Gene: AIM6
Product: Aim6p
Exons: 1
Coding region: 1-1314 (437 amino acids)
Biological process (GO): lipid metabolic process
Molecular function (GO): phosphoric diester hydrolase activity
Source: RefSeq, a predicted model, not a curated record
AUGUUAAAAUCAGUAACUUACUCCAAAGUGGUAAGUAGUGUGUUUCUCCUUCUCUGUUUCUAUUAUAUACUUCUAGUGUUCUCUACCGAUAAUAAUAGUGGUAAAGGUUUUUGGAAGGAAAUUAAUGACGGUUGGUGGAACGAUGAUGAUAUUAAUGUCAGUCUGGAGGAUUCGACUAAAAUCCAGCCCAUUAUUGGAGGAUUGUCUGGUAUUAAGUUGUUGCGGUAUUUCAAUGACAAUUUGGAUUAUCUAAACAAACAUAUUCCAAAACAUUUCCACCCUUACAAUAACAAUUAUAAUCAAGGGAAUACUACAAAUGCAAGUAGUAAUAAAGUUGUAGUAUCUUCCUAUUAUGAUCUAUUCUGGAAAUUUAUAUUAUCUAACAAGUUAGACACUCAAUCUAUGAUAGAGGUGUUGACUAGAGAUGUAGACCCAUUGAACUCAGUCCAUUCUCAUAACGAUUAUUGGAGAGCAUUGCCCUUAUUUGAUGCAUUGUUACAUGGAGUAAACAGUGUGGAAGCUGAUGUCUGGUUGGUGGAAGACUAUGAUAAUACUACAUUGGCCGUCGGCCAUAAUAAUCUAUACUUGAAUCCAGAACACAAAAAUUUAAAGAAGCUAUAUUUAGACCCCAUGGUAUAUAUGUUAAAUGAAAUCAACCACGAUAACAAUGUAACAUAUGGAAUGUUUUACAACAGUCCAGAAACCACAACUUUCCUAUUUAUCGAUUUUAAAUCGGAAGAUUCUGUAAAAACGUAUAAUGUUUUAGUUGAAUCCCAUUUAUCUACUAUAUCUCGCUAUUUAACUUAUCGCCGUGGGACACCGUCAAAUGAUGGCACAAUAGAAAAUACCAUAGUUUGGAAGCCAAUAACUAUUAUAUUGACGGGUAAUUAUCCCGAUCUUCAUGGACAUGAAGAUGAAAUGUUGAAACCAUAUAUUUUCUUUGACAUUGACUUUGAUGAUUUCACUUCCAAAGAGGCCGCCAUCCAAAUAUUAAAAGAAAAAAGGGACGCUGUAUUGAUUACAUCCUCUUCAAUGUCCAAACUAAUUGCAUCUUGUUACAGCAAUAGUGAAGAUUAUGAAAGUUACAGCGGCAUACGCAAGUUGCCUUUCUACCCGAGAGAGAUGGCCCAUUUCGAAAUUAGAUGUAUUAAAAACAAAAUAAAUAUUGCGCAUGAGGUAAAUUUAGAAACAAGGAUCUGGGGUGUUCCUGAGUGGCCCAUUCACAUCAGAAACACAUUAUGGAAACAACAAUACAACGAACUAAACUCGAACUUUUUAAACACUAAUGAUCUAGACGCCAUAAUUGCAUUUUAA